AUGAAGACAAAUACAGAAUCUCUUGCAUGGGAGAAUUUAAGAUAUGAUUUAUAUCCAUGGAUAAAAGAAGCUAUAUCAUCUAUGGGCUAUCCUACGAUGACACCAGUACAAGCUUCAACUAUUCCUUUAUUAAGUGGGAACAAAGAUGUUGUGGUAGAAGCAGUUACUGGAUCUGGUAAAACUUUAUCUUAUGUAAUUCCUGUGUUACAGAAAAUAUCUACUAGAUUAUAUAAAAAAGAUGAUGAUGGUGAUUUACCAGAAAAAGUUAAACGUGGACAUAUGUUAUCUAUUGUUCUUGCACCAACUAGAGAAUUAGCAAAUCAAAUUCAAUCAGUUUUUGAUAAUGUAUUACAAUAUCUUCCAAGUGAUUAUAAAAGUAUAAAUACACAAUUAUUAGUGGGGUCAAUGGGAACAGUUAGAGAAGAUAUUGAUAAUUUUUUGAAAAAUCAACCACAAAUUUUAAUUGGUACACCAGGAAGAAUAUUAGAUUUUUUGGGUUCUCAAUAUGUGAAAACAAAUUCAUUGGAAAUAGCUAUUUUAGAUGAAGCUGAUAAAUUACUUGAUUGUUCAUUUGAAACAGAUGUGGUUAAUAUUUUAAGAAAAUUACCUAAACAAAGAAGAACAGGUUUAUUUUCAGCAACUUUAUCUUCUGCUGGUGAUACAAUUUUUAGAACAGGUAUGAAUAAUCCUGUUAAAGUUCAAGUGAAAUCAAAAAAUAGUCUUGGUGAACAAGUUAAUGCUCCAAAAAGUUUACAAUUAUCUUAUAUUAUGAUUCAACCAGAAUUUAAAAUCACAACACUUUUGGACAUGUUAUCCAAAUAUCAAUACAAAAAGGCAAUAGUUUAUUUCCCAACUUGUACUUCCGUGAAACAUUUUUAUCAAAUAUUUUCCAAAAUUCCAUUUAAUAAAAACGAUAAUGAUGAAGAAGAGGAUUUGAAAUUUUUUUCUUUACAUGGUCAAUUAAAUACCAAGGCUAGAUUAAGAACAUUAGAGAAGUUUACAGAAGGUGAUGCAAAUACUAAUAAAUGUGUUUUAAUGGCGACUGAUGUUGCAGCCAGAGGUAUUGAUAUACCGGAUGUUGAUUUAGUCAUACAAAUCGACCCUCCAACUGAUCCUGAUGUAUUCUUGCAUAGAUGUGGUCGUACAGGUAGAGCGAAUAAAGUUGGUCGUGCUAUACUUAUGUUAAAUGAAGAUUCACAAGAAGAAGAUUAUAUUGGAUUUAUGCAAGUUAAAGGAAUCAAUUUAAACGAAAUGAAAAGGUCAAAUAUUGAUCAAAAAGACCAUGAUUUAUUUCAAAAGAAACUUCGAGAAUAUAUGCUUGAAGAUAGAGCUCGUCAUGAAUUGGGCGUGAAAUCUUAUGUUGGAUUCAUUAGAUAUUAUUCAAAACAUAUUGCUAGUUCGAUAUUUCGUAUGGCAUCAUUGGAUUAUUUGGCCGUUGCUAAAAUGUAUGGAUUGUUGAGAUUACCGAAAAUGCCAGAAACAAGAUAUAUAAAUAAAGAUGCCAUGCCUGAAAAUGGAUGGUUGGGUGAUGUUAUAGAUAUGGAUAAAUACAGCUAUGCUGAUAAACAACAAGAGAAAUCAAGAUUAGAUAAUCUUGAACAAGACAAGUUGAAAAAAAUUGAGGAUGCUAAAAGAAGAAAAGAAUUAAAAAGUAAAGAAUGA
This is a messenger RNA of Candida tropicalis MYA-3404, 1662 nucleotides long. RefSeq names its product putative ATP-dependent RNA helicase (gene SPB4). Bases 1 to 1662 code for a protein of 553 amino acids. The transcript has a single exon. Gene Ontology annotation, molecular function: ATP binding; RNA helicase activity; nucleic acid binding. Gene Ontology annotation, cellular component: nucleolus. NCBI's taxonomy places the organism in Eukaryota, Fungi, Ascomycota, Pichiomycetes, Serinales, Debaryomycetaceae. The record is from RefSeq and is a predicted model, not a curated record.